AUGCGGAGAUACAGUUCAUCCGAAGAGGAGCACGAUAGACGGCGUUCGGCUGCCAUCGCUUAUGACGAAAUUCGAGAAGCCCCCAACGAGGAAACCAGUCUUUUGCCUAAGAAACAAAAUGACGGGGAUCAAUCAAGCAGCCAGGAAGAAGGGGAAGUCCUUGAUAUCUUGCCAGAGGAUGAGACUCCUACUCGACAGCUCGUGCUUCAUGAAUUUUGGGUACUCUUCCGCGGAUCUAUCCCAGUGAUUUUGGCCUACACAUUGCAGAACUCUCUCCAAACGAUCUCCAUUUUGAUCGUUGGCCGGGCUUCACCCCAGGACCUCUCCACGGCGGCAUUUUCAUACAUGUUCGCCAUGUGUUCAGGCUGGCUGAUUGGAAUGGGCGGAUCGACCGCCUUGGAUACUCUCGCCUCGUCGACAUUUACGGGAAGCAAGAACAAACAUGACUUGGGCAUUUUGCUUCAGCGGGCUUUCGUUGUCUUGACCAUGUUCUAUGUCCCGGUUGCGAUUCUCUGGUUGUGCUCGGAACCCGUGUUCAAAGCACUCGGUCAGAGCCCUCAACUAUCACGAGACAGUGCCAAGUUCUUGAGUUGUCUAAUCCCCGGCGGACUUGGAUAUAUCUACUUCGAGACGAUGAAGAAAUACCUUCAGGCGCAGGAGAUCAUGCGACCGGGAACCUAUGUCCUGUUGAUCACUUCACCAAUCAGCGCACUGUUGAACUAUCUGUUCGUCUAUGUCGCCGGUUGGGGCAUAUUUGCCGCUCCUUUCGCCACUGGCAUUGGUUAUUGGUUGUCCUUCCUGGGCCUCGUCCUCUAUGCGAGAUUCGUGGCAGGCGGCGAAUGCUGGGGUGGCUGGACCAAGAGAUGUCUCCAGAAUAUGGGAAUCUUUGCCAAGCUUGCGAUUCUAGGAGUCAUCCACGUCGGCACGGAAUGGUGGGCAUUUGAAAUUGUCGCCUUGGCCGCUGGCAGACUCGGAGAGAUUCCCCUGGCAUCUCAAAGUGUGAUCAUGACGGCCGACCAAGUCAUGAAUACCAUCCCCUUUGGCAUUGGAGUGGCUGCCAGUGCGCGUGUUGGUAAUAUGCUGGGAUCACGAAAGGCAAGAGGAGCAGCACGAUCGGCAAAUGUCGCCGCCUGGCUGAGCAUGAUCAUGGGUGCCGUUGUGUUGGCAAUCCUGAUGGGCACCAGGAAUGAUUUUGCAAAGAUCUUCAACGACGAUUCCCGGGUUGUUAAGCUUACGGCCAAAGUCCUGCCGUACGUGGCUUUGUUUCAGAUUGCGGACGGUUUGAAUGGCAGUUGUGGAGGAUCAUUGCGAGGGAUGGGCAGACAGCAUAUUGGAGCGGCAGUCAACAUAAUCAGCUACUACUGUGGUGCUCUGCCGUUGGGUAUCUGGCUGGCUUUCCAUGGCUGGGGUCUUCCAGGUCUCUGGGUGGGUCAAUGCAUCGCAUUGUACCUGGUCGGGGCUGCUGAAUGGGUCAUUGUCGCCUUCAGCAACUGGGAGUAUCAGGUCCAGAAGGCCUUUGAGCGCAUGGACAAAGACGAGCUGGUGGAGAACGGGCAUGCUGAAGCCUCAUCAUCUGGACCGGCUCCUGCGGGCAAUGAACCUCAGUAG
This is a messenger RNA of Rhinocladiella mackenziei CBS 650.93, 1608 nucleotides long. RefSeq lists its product as uncharacterized. Gene Ontology annotation, cellular component: membrane. Bases 1 to 1608 code for a protein of 535 amino acids. The transcript is spliced from 2 exons. NCBI's taxonomy places the organism in Eukaryota, Fungi, Ascomycota, Eurotiomycetes, Chaetothyriales, Herpotrichiellaceae. Gene Ontology annotation, biological process: xenobiotic detoxification by transmembrane export across the plasma membrane. Gene Ontology annotation, molecular function: antiporter activity; xenobiotic transmembrane transporter activity. The record is from RefSeq and is a predicted model, not a curated record.